GAUCUAACUAGUAACUUAGGCUGGUAGUUGAUUUUAAGGCACAGUUAUGAUAAUGGGGAUUUGUAAUUAAGAUUGAGAUUGGACUAAAAUGUGGGUAAUUGGAUGCCUAGAGGUAAACAUAGACUGUCUUGUUUUUGCAUAGGGUCAGUUAAACAUCAAAAGAAAGGGAGAGAUAUCAGACUGUUACAAAAGGACCCAAUGGUAGGCCAGGCCAAUACUUUAAACUACACAUUUUAGUUAGCAGCUGUUAGUAUCUAAUCUUGUGGAUCCCUUAAUUAUACAUUUCCAUAGAGAUAUGACACAUUAUUUAAUGUAUAUUUCAGACAUGUCAAGAUCCAGAGAAGAGGGUCCUGUACAGCCGUGUUUGAAAACAUUUCCCAGAACUCAGCAUGGUACUAGGAAAAAGGUUUUCAACAGCUCCUGGUAUAAGGACAAUUCAUGGCUUGAAUAUUCUGUAAAUCAAGAUUAAACGUAUUCUUUCGCCUGUAGUCAUUUUUCUCUGCCCAGUACACCUGAAUCUGCCUUCACAUCACAGUCAGGGUUUUGUAACUGGAAAAAGGCGCUGCUUAAAGAUUCUGGGUUUAAGCUCCAUUCGAAGGCAGAGCAUCAUAUCAAUGCUAUUUACGUAUGCUUGGAAUCAGCAUAAAAUGGCUAUUGACAGCAACUUAUCAAUGUUAUAUUUCAUAAAUGAGGACUGGAAAAAGAAAGUGGAAGAAUACUGUACUUACAUUAAAACAAUUGCAGAUGUGCUCCUAUUAACUGCCACUCAAAAUAUAACGCAGAGAGGUCAUCGAGAGUCUGAUGACUCUCACAACAAGGAGUUGGAAGUAUCGACAAUUCAAGACCUCUACAGGAGGUUCAUCAAUGAGUGCCCCAGCGGUUCGUUGCACUUGCACGAGUUCAAAAGGAUGUUUGGGGUUCAAAACGAUAAUUCGCCAGAAUCGCAAUACAUGGAGGGCAUAUUCAGUGCGUUUGAUAUGAAUGGGGACAACACCAUGGAGUUUAUAGAGUAUGUUGCUGCGCUAAACCUUGUGCUUCGAGGACGGCUCGAGGAUAAACUCAAGUGGUCUUUCAAGGUGUUUGACAACGAUGACAAUGGGCGACUGGACAGGCACGAGCUGAGAAUAAUUAUAAGGAUCAUCUACAAGAUAAAGAAAGGUUCUGUCAGUGACGAGGCAGGCCAAAUCCACCUUACACCUGAAGAGGUUUGUGACCGUAUCUUCCAGAAAGUUGACGAGAAUGGUGACGGUCAGAUAACUCUGGAGGAGUUUGUGGAGGGGGCAAAGAGAGACCCCUGGGUACAAAAACUCAUACGCCUGGAUAUCAACCCCAGUUACUGGGUCCACCAGCACCUGAGUGACAGAAAACUCCAGAGUCCAAAACAAUGAACUAAAAUGUCAGACAGGGAGGAAGAGGACAUUGGUUCUCUCUAUUAAAGAGGAUCCGAACCAAAACAACAACUUCUCUGGUUGAAAACGGCCUGUAUUCAUUAUCAUCGACUCUACUCCCAUAAUAGGAUAACAAUAGGAUGAUCAUAAAGUCAGUAUCUCUCAAAACGGGGA
Oncorhynchus mykiss (rainbow trout) is the source of this 1562-nucleotide messenger RNA. Lineage: Eukaryota; Metazoa; Chordata; Actinopteri; Salmoniformes; Salmonidae. The record is from RefSeq and is a predicted model, not a curated record.